AUUGGUACGACCGUUUGACAUCGCGUUUGUUUUUGUUGUGUUGGGUGGAACUGCCGCAAACAAAAAGUUAAACAGAAGAACGAUGGCGCAGGAGAUCACAAAAAGUAGCUGAUACAGGAGAUGCUGCUGGCCGGAGGAUCUGUCAUCGCUCAGCAACUGGAGGCUAAGAUCAACAACAACCUUCACGCAAAUGCGCAGGCGCACGAGAACUUGCUCGAACUCUUGCGACGAACUCGUGUGGUGGUGCUGGAGGCGGCGGAAGUGGUGCCCAGAGUCAUGACGGCCACGGUGUGGUUGGUGGAGAGCAUCACGGAGGGCCGCACCACCACUAUCAGGCGUCGCGAAUCGGAGAGGUCGGGGUAUCGGGCACGGACCCGGCGGAUCACAUGGCGUUGCCGGAACGUUUAUGCUCGAGAGCAAAUCGCUGCAUGUGGAUGCCUUGAGGCACCAGGUUAACGUGGAGCUGCCGUAUCAUCGCCGGUUAGCUCCAAAGCAUCGUGCAACUAGACGAUACCACCUUCGGGAAGUUUGCAUCUUAGUCUGCAGCAGCAGCAGUAGCAACAAACGCAGCAGUCUUAACUGAUUGGAGUACCUCCAUUGAGUAGCAGUGGCCAUAUGCAGCCACAGGUGUGACAACAACAACACCAGCAGCAAUCUCACUCCGGGCCGUACUACAGAUUGUCAAGGAAACAGAUUGGCCAAUGUUUGACAGAUCCAAACGCGCUGGACACCAACCGCCCUUUACGCCCAGCAAAACUGGCAGUUCCGAUUUAUUUUGCAUCGGCCAAUCUGUUUGCCUUGACAAUCUGUAGGCCGUACCUGUCGCCAAACGAGCAAAACGUCAUCAUACCUCCACAGCAGUCGGGUACACCUUCGAGCGGGCUAGCCGUACUGCUCAAUCCGUGACAUCUUUUGGCUCCGUGACGACCACUAUCACCGGUACGACCAUGAAACCCGGCGGUCCAGCAACAUUUGUUAGACAGUUAGAAAACAAGUUUAAUUUAUUUAUUUAAAUGGUUUCCAUUAUAAAUACACAAUUGAAUCAAAUAAAUAAAUCAAUUAAAAUCAAUAAAAAAAACUGCCAAGGGCCUAGGUUACAUAAAUUAAAUUGAUCAUGCUUGUCGGGACGACUUUUAUGGUGGUCCUUGAAACGCGAACAAAAUGUAAUCACCAUCGGGUCUUCUUGUCGAUCUUCCAAAAUCGAAUCACCAUUCCAGUGAAUUCACCGUAAUUUCCGGAGAUGAAUCCAUCUUUGCGAAGAUCGAAAUGAACGACAGGUCGCGACGCCUGCUGACGUCGUAAUUCUUCGAAUCGUGGUCCAGACUCGGCUUGGCGGCACACGUUCCGAGGUUCUGGAUUAGUAGUGAAUCGCACACGCGGCACAAUCGAACGAAGACGCCAUCGCGUCCCUG
This is a messenger RNA of Culex pipiens pallens (northern house mosquito), 1412 nucleotides long. RefSeq lists its product as uncharacterized. The coding region runs from base 121 to 456 and encodes 111 amino acids. Lineage: Eukaryota; Metazoa; Arthropoda; Insecta; Diptera; Culicidae. The transcript has 2 exons. The record is from RefSeq and is a predicted model, not a curated record.